Molecule: messenger RNA, 2684 nt
Organism: Quercus lobata
Lineage: Eukaryota; Viridiplantae; Streptophyta; Magnoliopsida; Fagales; Fagaceae
Product: pentatricopeptide repeat-containing protein At4g26680, mitochondrial-like
Exons: 2
Coding region: 732-2354 (540 amino acids)
Molecular function (GO): protein binding
Source: RefSeq, a predicted model, not a curated record
GACGAGACGAGAGAGACUGAGAGAAAAUCAAGCAUCAACCACCACCACCGGCCACUGACCUACCGACCACGCCGCCGGCGCCGGCCUCUCCAAGCUCCGUCAUGCCAAUUUCAAAUAGCAAUCUGUCUUGGAGAAUCAGUUGGUAGAGGCUUAGUUUCUGAUGUCAACACCAUUGUCCCUUUUACACUACCUCCAGUUUUGUUGCCCACUUUAUCCUAACUGAUAUUAUAUUCUGCAUAACCAGUUACCGGGUGAACCUGUUUUAUGUUAACUCUUUCAAACAAAUCAUAACAGUUUCCUCUCCUCUCCCAUGUGUUGUCGUCACUUCCACUCAUGUCCCCCCCUAUUUCACUGCCACCAUCAGUUCCAAACUCUGUUCUUUCUUCUUUCUUCUUUUUCUCCUUGGUGAAGUUCAGAGCAAACUACAAGCAGGCUUUGCUUGUUAUAAUGCCCCAGUGAAGGGUCAGAGUUCAUAAGCAAAGUAAAUUAAUCCAAAGAGUAUACAUUUCCUUUGGUCUCUGCAUUCAACCAAAGUUAGUGGAUCUUCAAAUAAUCAUGUACAUUUUUCCUAUGCUAUACAUUUUAGUUGUCUUAAUUUCAUCAAGAACCAGAUCCAUUUCAUUUUCAUUUUGCUGAAUUGGGAGGAAAUAUUCACUUUGGUUAUACACCAAUAUUUUCUGCUUCUUCACAAACCAAAAAGAAAAACCAUCUUCUUUCUAUAUCAGGAAAUUAUGAAUAAUAGCUUUCCAUUUUGUCGAUUUUCAACUUACCUUAAUUCUGUCGCUAUAACUCAGAGCACUAUAAAGCCCAGCAUCCCAGUGGAUUUAGGAAGAAAUUGGAAACCAGUUCCAAUGCCCCACAGAACAAUCCCUGAACCCAGAGGUCAGGACCUUGAUUUCAUAAAUGUUGCACACAGCCAUCUAAUUCACUCUGAUUGGUCUAAGCUCAGUUCCUUAUCAACCGGUCUAACACCCCUUAGAGUGAAACAUAUAUUGUUAAAGAUUCAGAAGGACCAUGUUCUUUCCCUCGAGUUUUUUAAAUGGGUUGGGAUUCAGAAACCAUGUGGUCAUAACCUCGAAACCCAUUCAAUAAUCCUCCACAUUCUCACCAAAAACCAGAAAUUCAAGUCUGCGGAGUCCAUUUUGAGGAAGGUUCUUGUAUCAGGUUCAAUAGAUGUGCCAUUGAAUCUGUUUGAAGAAAUGCUGCACUUGUACCGCUUGUGUGAUUCUUCGCCUCGUGUUUUUGACUCACUUUUCAAGACUCUUGCGCAUAUGAAGAAGUUUAGGAAUGCCACUGAUAUUUUUUGUCGAAUGAAAGAUUCUGGGUUUUUCCCUACUAUUGAGUCAUGUAAUGCAUACAUGAGUUCUUUGCUUGAUUUGCACAGGAUGGAUAUCACCUUGGCAUUCUAUAAAGAAAUGCAGCGUUAUAGGAUUUCGUCAAAUGUUUAUACUCUUAAUAUGGUCAUGUGUUCUUAUUGUAAAUUGGGGAAAUUGGACAAGGCUGUUGAGAUUUUUAGGGAGAUGGAAGGCAUGGGUUUUAGUCCGAAUAUUGCAUCUUAUAAUACGCUAAUUGCAGGAUAUUGCAAUAAGGCUCUUUUGAGCUCCGUGAUAAAGCUUAAAAACUCAAUGGAGAAGAAUGGGGUCCAUCCGAAUGUGGUUACAUUUAACACACUCAUUUAUGGGUUUUGCAAGGAAGAAAAAUUACAUGAAGCUGGUAAGGUUUUCAAUGAGAUGAAAGCAGUGAAUGUUUCUCCUAAUACUGUGACCUACAACACCUUGAUAAAUGGGUAUAGCCAAGUGGGUAACAGUGAGAUGGGAGGUAGGCUUUAUGAUGAGAUGUUGAGGAGUCAAGUUAAGGCUGAUAUCUUGACUUAUAAUGCCUUGAUUUUGGGACUAUGCAAGGAGGGUAAGACAAAGAAAGCAGCAUAUCUGGUUAAAGAACUUGAUAAGGAGAACUUAGUACCAAAUGCCUCGACCUUUUCUGCCCUUAUUAGUGGUCAGUGUGUGAGGAAGAACUCUGAGCGGGCCUUUCAGCUAUAUAAAAGCAUGGUAAGGAUUGGUUGUCAUCCUAAUGAACAAACUUUCAAGAUAUUGAUAUCAACCUUCUGCAAGAAUGAGGAUUUUGAUGGAGCAGUUCAAGUGUUGAGGGAAAUGAUUGAGAGAUCUAUGACUCCUGAUUCAGGCAUCUUAUCUGAAGUUUUUGUUGGACUUUGUCGGUGUGGAAAAAGUCAAUUAGCAAAGAUGUUAUACAGUGAGAUGGAAGCUAGACAUCUUAUGCCAGCAGGUUUUGAAAUAUCCAAAACCAUCAACUUUGAUGCUGAGAAUGAGAACAAAGCAUCUGGAGAUAAUUGGUAAGGCUGUAUAUACUAUACACCUGAACUUUCCAUGUAACGUAUGGGGUUGUGUGGAUUUCAUUGCCUGACCUCUCCUUGUAACUUUUAAUAAUUAGCCUUUAGUUGUAAGUGCAGUUUUACUAUGACAGCAAAACUAAAGCAAGUUUUGCUUGUAAAAAGAAGUAGCAUAGUUAAAAGUGUUUUGAGUCUUUUGACAAACCACUGUUUUGUUGGUAAUCUCAUUGUUUUAGGCAUAAUAAGGUGCAAUUGUAUACAGAUUUCUUGCUUUGAGUGUAGCAGAUUUUGUGCUCUGCUUCUUAUUAACAUUUUACCGAAGACUCUUUAAGGGCCA